Dreissena polymorpha is the source of this 4204-nucleotide messenger RNA. RefSeq lists its product as uncharacterized. NCBI's taxonomy places the organism in Eukaryota, Metazoa, Mollusca, Bivalvia, Myida, Dreissenidae. Gene Ontology annotation, molecular function: SNARE binding; guanyl-nucleotide exchange factor activity. The transcript has 13 exons. Gene Ontology annotation, cellular component: early endosome; late endosome; tubular endosome. The record is from RefSeq and is a predicted model, not a curated record. Bases 161 to 1579 code for a protein of 472 amino acids. Gene Ontology annotation, biological process: early endosome to late endosome transport.
CCACCAGCCAUAUAUAGGAACAGCAGGUCGUGAAUAGCACAUAUUCAACUGCCGACCAGUUAUAACGAGUUCUAUCAACUUCUGUGGGGUCAGCAAGGCUCAGGAGACAAAAUACAGUGUCUUACGUCAGAAGCUAUUGGUUGAUUGUUUGCGAAUUAGGAUGGGAACUGACCAAUGGGAGGCCAUGUCUCAAAACGACAAGCAGCAAAAAGUGAUGAUCCGGGAUAAUCAAGCUGUGGAACAAUUCCAAAUAGGCAAGAUAAUGCCAUCUCUCUUAGGGGAGGGGUUUCACCUGCAAGUGACUGUCACCCAAAUGAUGGGGUUGUGUAAGCAUGUCUUCCAAAACACGGUCAAGGGUCAGCAAGUCAUAGGAAGUGCCAAAACCAAGGAGAAUCUUGACCAGUUGUUGCUGACAUUCUGCAUAGACUAUCAGAAGUUCUCGGGAUCUGUCACUCCUGCACUUGUGGAUUUGAUGUCUGGUCAGGUGACGAGAGCCAUGCAGUUAGUCCUGAAGGACAGUCUGGUGAACUACCUAAUGAACGUGGUCCACAAGCACCUGUUUGCUACCAUCACCAACUGCAUGAAGAGCAAUGACUCAAAUCUGAACAAAAAGAACCCUUUCUUGGUGGACACGCGUCUAGAACACCUGCAUGUGCGCGCAGAGUAUGAGGAGAAUUUGCCGGGCUCGCAGAAAGAGCUGUCCAAGCUAAAUGACUUCAGUACGCCUCUCAAACGUCUACAGUGCCUCAAACGUGUCGUGACGCUUUGUACAAGGCUUGUGGAAGCUGCAAAAAGUGACAACACUCUUCAUUUGGCCGCACUAUAUGUCCAAGCAGGACUAAUAGAUAUUUUAUCCAAGAACGGUUGCCUUGCCGAUGCCUCCGAUGUCCUGGGUCGCACUCCACUGCAUAUGGCGGCAUUGAAGGGACAUCAAAACAUCAUUAGUAAGGAGUACAAUGGAUUCCUGUAUGAUGAAAUGCAGGGCGUUGCCCUAGUAAGCUCUACCCUCCUGGCUAUGGACAAGAAACAGAAACCCUUCACUAGACGACCCUGCAUUGCUACGUUAAAGAUCAGCGGUUUUGACUGUGCACUGGUAAGUGAACAUCUGAAGGCAACCGGUCUGGAGAAUGAGGACAUCGGUCGACUGCAGGCAGAGAUUGACAAUAUCCCAAACCUUACAGAGGCCAUUAUGACCGCUCUGCCAGGGGAAAAUGAUAUUAUACUGCUUGGUGACUUCAACCUGUCUACAGAUACCAAAGAUUUUGAUGAUCUUCGAAAUCUAGGCUAUCACAAUUGUAUUGCGGACGGUGUCUUCACAAACAUAAGCGACGCCAACAAAAAAGGCAGCAAGACAUAUGAUAAUAUCUGGAUAUCUAAACAGACAAAACAAGUGUUCACUGGUCAAUGUGACGUCGUGAGAGAGGGCCUGUCCAGUCCCUGGAUCCCUAAGGGCUGGACGUGGGGCGGGGUUGUGAGUGACCACUGUCCAGUGUGGGCCCAGUUCUACACGGGCCGUGACCUUGACACUGGAGACCUGAAGAUCGGACCAGAGGUUAUUAAAUUUGCACUGACUGACUGAUGUUUUGUAAAAGAUUAGAAUAUUACACAUGUUACUCUGGUUAUGUGACAGACAUCACUGAUUUCGAAUUGGUGAUGCAAUUCUUCAAACAGUAAAUAGUGAAAAUAUUCCACACUUUUCAUUAUGUUAUUGCUGUGAAAAUCGCCAUUUAAACUACUUUAAAAUGGAAGCCAAUAAUAAACUUACAAGACACAAUUAACCAGCGAUUGAACAUUUUUGUAUUUUAAUAUCAGAAAUAUUCUCUUGGUCAAAUGUUAACAAUUUAUUUAGCAAAUUUGUUCAACAUGUUAUGGUACAUGAAGUUUGGAGAUGUUGAUGUUAUUUUAUGUUUUGAUGUACUGCUGAUUUCACAUUAGGUGUACCAUUCUUGGGAAUGUGGAAAAUAGUGAAUGCCACUUUUGUUUUUAAGUAGAUUUUGUGUUCCUUGUUAUAGUAAAACUCUCAAUUCACAACAUAUGAACCAAUAAACCAUCUUUAAUUACUUGCACAUGAAUGUCUACGGUAAUUAUAAUUGUUAUAAGUUUUGCUUUAAUGUCAGAAAUAUUUUGUAUAAUUCUUAUUUCAAUGUAGCUUACAAAACCAAUUAGCUUGUGUUGAUAUGUUUGAAUACACAAAACAAAUUAUAUUUAUUAUAUUAUCAAAAUUUGAUAAGGUUUUGUUGUUUUAACUUUGAUAUUGCAUUUCUGCUGAAUUUCACUAGUUUGUAUUAUUACUUGCUUCAUUUUAAUAAUUUAAUGAUCAAAAUAUUUUAUGAUAGCAUUUUUAUGUCCCCCACUAUAGUAGUGGGGGACAUAUUGUUUUUGCCCUGUCUGUUGGUCUGUUUGGCCAACUUUAACAUUUUGCAAUAACUUUUGUUAUAUUGAAGAUAGGAACUUCAUAUUUGGCAUGCAUGUGUAUCUCAUGAAGCUGCACAUUUUGAGUGGUGAAAAUUCAAGGUCAAGGUCAUCCUUCAAGGUCACGGGUCAAAUAUAUGUGGCCAAAAUCGCUCAUUUUAUGAAUACUUUUGCAAUAUUGAAGAUAGCAACUUGAUAUUUGGCAUGCAUGUGUAUCUCAUGGAGCUGCACAUUUUGAGUGGUGAAAGGUCAAGGUCAUCCUUCAAGGUCAGAGGUCAAAUAUAUGUGGCCAAAAUCGCUUAUUUUAUAAAUACUUUUGCAAUAUUGAAGAUAGCAACUUGAUAUUUGGCAUGCAUGUGCAUCUCAUGGAGCUGCACAUUUUGAGUGGUAAAAGUUCAAGGUCAUCCUUCAAGGUCAGAGGUCAAAUAUAUGUGGCCCAAAUCACUUAUUUUAUUAAUACUUUUGCAAUAUUGAAGAUAGCAACUUGAUAUUUGGCAUGCAUGUGUAUCUCCAUGGAGCUGCACAUUUUGAGUGGUGAAAGGUCAAUUUCAUCCUUCACAAGGUCAAUGUCAUCCUUAAAGGUCAAACGUCAUAUAGGGGGACAUUGUGUUUCACAAACACAUCUUGUUCGAUUGUGCAUUGUGAAGUUUCAAUUUUAUGCAGUGCAGUGUAGAGCGGAAAAUGCAAUUUUUUUUAAGAAGCACCCAUUAAAUGCAUAAUUGUCAUUCAUUUAUUUUAUCCUGUGUAUUUAAUAUUUAUAAAUGAUAUUAUGUCUAAUUGAAAUCUGUAAUAAUAUAUAUAUAUAGUUCCCUGUAUGAAUUUGUUAUAGAUUAAAAUGAAAUGUUUUGUUUCAUUUGGGAAUAUUUCAUAGACUACCAUGUUUUUGUCUGUUUAAAUUAAUUGUAUACAUUGUUGUAUUUUGAACAAUAUUAACAUUAGUAUUAAAUGAGCGUCUAGCAAUAGCCAAAAGUAUGUAUCGGGAUAAACUUAUUUUAUUUGGGUUCAUUUACAUUCAAGUAGAAUGCUUUUUUUAAGGUGUUUAUUAUUAGUAUAUACCGUAGGACUUUAAGAUAAUAUUAUUUUCAAUAAUGUAGUUGUAUUUUGCUUUUGUUAAUUAUUGCUAAAUAAAAAUUAGAGUUUGAUAUAGAUAAUACUGGGAAAAUGCUACAUAUAUAUGCCUAACAGAAUGUGUCCUGCAUUUAGAAAGUGACUUCAUAUAAACAUACUUGAGCUGUGAUUUGGAAGAAUAUGUAUUCAAUACAUGUGCAUAUAGGAUUGUCCCAGAUGAGUCUAUGAGCGCUAAUAAGGGACGACAGUUUCUCUUGAUUUAUUAAAUUUCAGUCUUCAGAAGUAAAGUAGGGGCCAUUCGUUAUAGGUCAAUAUUUAUGCAUCUAUUACUUGAGAAUAAGCAGCAACAGUUUAUGUUCUUUGAUCAAUUACUUAUGAUUGGAUUGAGAUAAUGUGCUGAAGAUUUGUGGAAGUGUAUACCCAGCUUACAUACCCUACCUGGAUUCCAUUUCGAGCCAGUUGGGUUAAAGUCUAUGUCACUAUUAUUAAAAUUAGACAAACUACACUCAGUAACACCGCUUUUAUAUUAGGGUAUUGUUCCUAAAUUGUAUGAAUUGUUAGCUCACCGCUUUUAUAUUAGGGUAUUGUUCCUAAAUUGUGUGAACUGUUAGCUCACCGCUUUUAUAUUAGGGUAUUGUUCCUAAAUUGUAUGAAUUGUUAGCUCACCGCUUUUAUAUUAGGGUAUUGUUCCUAAAUUGUAUGAAUUGUUAGCUCACCGCUUUUA